AUUUUGAAAGUCUUUUCUGCCAGUGGUCUCUGUGGCUUCACAUCCCAUAUUGGGACUCUUAUUUUGAAAAUCUUUCGUGUCAUUGGUGUUGAUGGCUUCACGUGAAAGAGUAACAAGGCGCUAAAAUACAGGGAAUCUGUGGCCUAAUAGAUAAUUGGCAUUUGUGGCUUAUAAAUCUAAGACCAGAAACAACAUCACUCAUCAUUUAGAAAGACAGGCUUCAGGAUGCCCCCAGUGUCUGAAGUGGACAUGAGUCCUGUUAAAGAAAGCUCUGAUGGGCUGACACGGUCAGACUGCGUGUGUACCAUCUGUCUGGACAUAUUUAUGGAGCCUGUCACCUUACCUUGCACGCAUACGUUUUGCAAACCCUGCUUUCUGGAGACCGUGGACAAGUCUAACAUGUGCUGUCCUCUUUGUCGGAAACGAGUGUCCACUUGGGCACGACUCAAUAGCCGGAACAAGACUUUGGUCAAUAUGGAGUUUUGGAGACGCAUACAGAAUGCUUUUCCAGAGGAAUGUGAGCGGAGAUUACAGGGAAUCGAAGAUGUUGAUGUUGACAUGAUGAUUCCAAGGCCUCGGGUGUGUCAGCCAGGAGAAGUGAGAAGAGAGUAUGAGGAUCAGAUAAGUAAGCUGGUGGAGGAGAAGCGAGCUUUGGAAGAGGCCGAGAGGAGAGCCAGUGAGGAGUACAUUCAACGCCUCCUAGCCGAAGAGGAGGAGCCACUGGUGGAGGCAAAGAGAAGACAGGAGGAGCAGCAGCUAGAGAAUGAUGAGAGAUUGGCCAGACUGCUCAGUCAAGAGCUGAAUUCAGGACCAAUCUCUGAGUCAUCUUGGAACAUAAAGCCUGUUGAUGCUACGCCAUUAAAGAAAAAGAAAACAACAGGAGGUGAUAUUGAGAAGUUUCUACGUCCAGUGCCUCAUAAACAGCCAAACAGUGACAGCAGCCCAGACUCCUCUAUUAUGGCUAAUAAGGAAAACAUUCUGAACCAUCCAAAAACCCUCCUUUCCCAAUCUGAGAAGAACAUGGCUGACCAGAACAUGCCUGUGCUGGACUACUAUGGCAAACCUUCAACCUCAAACUCUAACUCUGACUGCUUAGAACAGACGUACAACAGUCCAAACAACACUACAUCCAAACGAAAGAGUUCAGAGAUAGAGGUGGAAACUGAAGAAGAUCUACUCAAAAAAAGACCUUGUGCUGAUCCAAGCUGUGAACAGGCACUAGUGGAAAGCCCCGUCCUAUCAGAGAUGGUGUGGUACGAGGAGGCUCUGCGGAGCCGCUGGCAGCAAGAGGAGGAGGAUCGGCGGCUGGCGAUGCGACUUCAGAAAGAGUUGAACCGUGAUAACAGCGUGGACCGCAGAAAGGGUUCGGCCGAUAGCUAUCAGCUUAGGCAGAAGAACAGCAUGGCUUCUCCGAGCUCAAACCCGGAUGAGGAAAGUACGAGAAGGAACAGUGCAACAAACACAAGGAGCUCCACAGGACGGAGGGAAGACAAGGAGAAAGCUGAUAAGAAACUGUCUGGAACAAGCGCUCAUCAAGUAGGGACAACUUCUGGGAAAUGUACGGUGUCUUCUCCUCCAGCAACAACAACAACAGUUCAAUCCACUCCUCUUAAGAAAGGGACCAAGCAGACCACCCUUACUGAAAUGUUUACCAACAUGAGCAGCUAAAGCUGUCCUCUCUAGCCUUAGACUGUUUUCUUUUAUACUCCAAGGACUACAAAUCACAACUUAAAAAAUGUUGUUAUGGGCACUGCUGCUAAUAAAGAAUGUUGUGUAAUCUUUA
Messenger RNA from Misgurnus anguillicaudatus (oriental weatherfish), 1783 nucleotides. RefSeq names its product ring finger protein 168 (gene rnf168). Gene Ontology annotation, cellular component: site of double-strand break; nucleus. Lineage: Eukaryota; Metazoa; Chordata; Actinopteri; Cypriniformes; Cobitidae. The record is from RefSeq and is a predicted model, not a curated record. Gene Ontology annotation, biological process: double-strand break repair; protein ubiquitination. Gene Ontology annotation, molecular function: ubiquitin-protein transferase activity; nucleosome binding.